Frieseomelitta varia is the source of this 1650-nucleotide messenger RNA. RefSeq names its product ADP-ribosylation factor-like protein 8B-A (gene Arl8). Gene Ontology annotation, biological process: protein transport; anterograde axonal transport. Gene Ontology annotation, cellular component: lysosomal membrane. NCBI's taxonomy places the organism in Eukaryota, Metazoa, Arthropoda, Insecta, Hymenoptera, Apidae. The record is from RefSeq and is a predicted model, not a curated record. The transcript is spliced from 4 exons. Gene Ontology annotation, molecular function: GTP binding; GTPase activity. The coding region runs from base 667 to 1227 and encodes 186 amino acids.
GUAACUUGAAACCGUCGCGAAUCAACUACCGCAACCAUUUCGCUGCAAUAUUUUCGUUUCGUUUCUUAGAAUUUAUAUGGAUAAUCAAAUCGAGUUUCAUCAACGAUAUAAAAUAACAGAAGAUACAUACAGUACUACAAACUGAAACGAUUGCCACAGAGUUAAUCUUUCAAUUACAUAAACAAUUCCAAAUCAAAGAUACAUGCAUAAACACGCGUACGUAAGUACGAUAAACCAUCAUACUUGUGGAAAACGAAACAGAGGUCGCCAACAUAUCCCGAUCAGUAAAUUAUUAAUUGACCGAAAUAUCAAAGUCUGAGUAACAUCUGGUUGAGAAUCGCUGCAACCGUCUUCUGCUGCACGUCAAUGCCCGAACUGUCAAGAUCGUUUGUCCACUAUCCACUAUCACCCACAAUAAGCUUAUUCAGCGUGGGAGAUAUUACUUUUUCAUAAGAUAAAUUCGUGUGUAAGCAUCUUGUGACUCAUUACAGACAGUGGGUACCGCGCGAUUAGUCAGCGCCAGCCACUGACUAGCGCGGUACAUACCUUUGGAGCUGACGGACUGACGUACUCGAGUGCAAAUGACUACAUGUCAAAGUCAGUGAGCGGCGUAUUUUAAGUGUUACUUUCUACCGGUGGAGCUGCGUUUCCUCCGAUUAAUCAAAAAUGUUGGCUCUCAUCAACCGGAUUUUGGAUUGGUUUAAAUCCCUCUUUUGGAAGGAAGAGAUGGAACUCACCCUUGUUGGCUUGCAGUACAGUGGGAAAACCACCUUCGUAAAUGUUAUAGCGUCAGGACAGUUCAGUGAGGAUAUGAUCCCAACUGUUGGCUUUAAUAUGCGUAAAAUAACAAAAGGCAAUGUGACUAUAAAAGUAUGGGAUAUUGGAGGUCAACCAAGGUUUAGAUCCAUGUGGGAAAGAUAUUGUAGAGGAGUGAACGCAAUAGUAUAUAUGGUAGACGCAGCUGAUUCUGAAAAAAUUGAAGCAAGCCGCAAUGAAUUACACAAUCUGUUAGAUAAACCUCAGUUAUGUGGUAUACCAGUUCUGGUUCUUGGUAACAAAAGGGAUUUACCUCAUGCUUUGGAUGAAAAUGGACUUAUAGAAAGAAUGAACUUGUCAGCCAUUCAAGAUCGUGAGAUCUGUUGCUAUAGCAUUUCAUGCAAAGAGAAAGACAAUAUUGAUAUAACGUUGCAGUGGCUUAUAGCACAUUCUAGAAGUGGUGUUCGUUAAUACAUGUAACUAAUUUUACGUUCUUACUCAUCUUUACCGAAAAGCCCAAGAUAUUGAUAGAAUGGGGAUCAAAUGUGCAAGGGAGUGUUCAACAAUGAUUUUAUUCUGGAUUGAGUGAUCAAUUAUUGUAGACAAUUUUUUUAAACCUAAGCUUUAGCUGUUAUCUGUUCAGUCAUAUAAGAAAUCAUAGAAAGUUUAAUGAAGAAAAAAAAGAAAUAAUGCUUAAACCAAAUAUGCUCAUGCAAAUGAUACCAAGACAUAUACAUCCUGCAAGCACCUUAGAAAUAAGUAACAAUUUUUUAUAUUGUGUUUUCAGAUAAUCAGUUUAAGUAACAGUGCUGUUGUUCUAAUUUAAAUCCAUCAAGAAAAAAAUAGCAUUUAAUGGUUAAUGUAGAAAUGAUGAUAGCUAGUACGAAUACAAGC